Molecule: messenger RNA, 878 nt
Organism: Alternaria alternata
Lineage: Eukaryota; Fungi; Ascomycota; Dothideomycetes; Pleosporales; Pleosporaceae
Exons: 1
Coding region: 442-651 (69 amino acids)
Biological process (GO): anaphase-promoting complex-dependent catabolic process
Cellular component (GO): anaphase-promoting complex
Source: RefSeq, a predicted model, not a curated record
CCGCACGGCACUCUCUUUGGGCCUUGACCAUAUCAGUCUCUUUGUCGAAUUUCACUCAUCUCAUCUUUGACAAGCUGGUGGUUGUUUUGAAAAUCAGUGUUUUGGUCGCGAGCGCGCAUCUGUUACUCGCGUCUAGCGACAUCCUCAACUUAUCCAUCCCGAAUGAUCUAUAGUGUUUGCAAACCGCCUCAUCCGUCGACACUCGUUUCGUCUCUCCAGUAAAGCUGCGUUUCCACGACAUACUAAGAACUCACCUUUCGUAUCAACCGCAUUCUCAUCGGACGCUGCAUCACACGACACAACAACAGGCGCGUCCAGCCACUUCAGCCAGUCCUACCAUCAAACCCGAUCGUCUGGACUCUGACAUAUUCUGGAACAUUCUCAUCGCAUUCGCAUCUUUUACUUACAUCUUUUUCCACAAGUCGAUCAAACGUCAUCGAUAUGCUCCGACGCGCCCCAACUACGAUUACUCUGACUCAGGCCGACAUCGAGCAGUGGGAAGCUGGUCGACAACGCAGACUCCACGAGGCUCAACAGAAGCUCGAAUCUGAGGUGGCCGCAAACCAAACCGCUGCUGACGGAAAGUCUAAAGAGUCUAGACAGAGGUCUACAAAGGACCGCAUUAUGGGUGGAACUGGACAGGGCCGCUGAGUAGACCUUUGCAAGCCAUUAAGUUGUCGACAGUCUCUCUUGGCCUUUGGUCAUCGCUCAGUUCUCGAGUUGAUAUUUGGCUCGACGUUCUGAUUUGAUCAAGCGAUGCUCAAAAGCUCUCUGUCCGUAACGAACGAAUGUUUUGGCUUUGUAUCACCACGGGUUUGGGAACUUCUUCGGCGUUGUUGGCAGAUGCCCACAACUGUACCCUUACCACCAACGAUUUG